Messenger RNA from Vigna radiata var. radiata (mung bean), 1500 nucleotides. RefSeq lists its product as uncharacterized. The coding region runs from base 1 to 1500 and encodes 499 amino acids. The record is from RefSeq and is a predicted model, not a curated record. The transcript has 2 exons. NCBI's taxonomy places the organism in Eukaryota, Viridiplantae, Streptophyta, Magnoliopsida, Fabales, Fabaceae.
AUGGUGGGGAGAGGUCGAGGAAGAGGGACUGGCCGGGGGGAGGGGCCAGCAGGGAGAGGAGUCGGUCGGGGGGUUGGACCGAGCGGGAGGGGAGUCGGUAGGGGAGAAGGGUUGAACGGAAGAGGGAGAGGGAGAGACGGCCAAGGAAGGGGAAGGGGCAGAGGUGAGGAAAACAUAGGGCGCGACCAUGACAAUCCGGAGGGGCACAGGGAGCCUGCGCGGCAGAAUCCGCAGUUUGAAGAGAUUUGGGAGGAUGGAGACCAGUUCGACCAGGCCGAGGGGUUGCACCCGUUCACUCAGAAUGUUAUGGGGGCAGUGAUGCCGGAGAAUAAGGUUUUCCCGUGGGUCGAGAAGUAUGGGGGCACAUCAGACCCAGUGAAGCAUCUGAGGUCGUUCGUGGAUGCCAUGGCGGUCUAUUCAUCCAAUGAGUUGGUCUGGUGCAGGGUAUUUUCUCUGUCUUUGAAAGAUGAGACUUUGGAUUGGUUUCACUCAUUGCCGCCUCGCAGCAUUGACGGGUUCGUUACCCUGAGGCAGCUGUUUAGCCAGCAGUAUGCCUCAAACCGUUCGCGAGGUGUGACUUACACGGCCCUUGUCAGGAUGAAACAAGGGCGGGAAGAAUCACUGAAGGGGUUUAUGGAGCGCUUCAACCGAACCGCUCGGCAGGUGCGGAAUGUAGACCAACGGCUGAUAGUAAGCGCACUCACGACGACGCUUAGGCCCGGCCCUUUCGUGGAUUAUCUGUAUGAGGAAGAACCCCAAUCUAUGGGUGAGCUGCAGAAUAAGCUGGCCGGGUUUAUACGAAUAGAGGAGGGGAGGUCGUAUCGCAACGAUCAGGGGGAGGAAGGAGGAACGAGAGAGAAGUCGGGGCGGGACCGAAGAGGAGAGAAACGACCGGUCGACGGGGAGCAUAGGAUGACGGUGAAGCGGGGGGCGGAAAUACAAAGAGCGCAACAGUAUUUCCAUCGCACUCCGUUGAGUGCCCCGAGGGAUUGCGUAGCGCUUAGGGACAAGUUAGAGAGUUUGGUACAGGCUGGCCACCUGAGGGAGUUUGUCCGAAGGGAGAAUCAUAACCCAAGAGGGGCCACGGGAAGACACAAGGGUCAAUUAUUGGUCGGUCAGAGGGCUCAGCCGACCGCCGAAAGGACGGAGGGCGAGGGAAGCGGAGACAGGCCUUUGAGGGGAGUAAUAAACACCAUUUCAGGCGGAUUUGCCGGAGGAGGGGCGUCCUCGGCCGCCCGAAAGCGACAUCUGAGGAACCUACAUAGCGUGAACAAGGUGGGGAUCGGCAGAAGAACCAUGCCGACCAUAACAUUCUCGGAUGAGGAUUUCCAUGCGCCGGACUCGGACCAGGACGACCCCAUGGUCAUAACGGCCAUCAUCGCUCGGUACAGUGUGGGAAAGGUGCUGGUCGAUCAGGGGAGUUCGGCCAAUAUCCUAUACUGGAAGACCUUCCAGCAAAUGGAAAUACCGGAUGAGUCCAUCAUGCCGUUUAACGAGUAG